Anas platyrhynchos (mallard) is the source of this 9441-nucleotide messenger RNA. RefSeq names its product insulin receptor substrate 2 (gene IRS2). The record is from RefSeq and is a predicted model, not a curated record. Gene Ontology annotation, biological process: insulin receptor signaling pathway. Lineage: Eukaryota; Metazoa; Chordata; Aves; Anseriformes; Anatidae. Gene Ontology annotation, cellular component: cytosol; plasma membrane. Gene Ontology annotation, molecular function: phosphatidylinositol 3-kinase binding; insulin receptor binding.
CCCCGCCGCGCGAUUGGCGGCGGCGGCUGUCGCUCUGGCGGCGCGGCGGCCAAUGAGGGGCGGCGGCGGCGGCGGCGGGGUGCCGCCCCCGGCGCGGUGUGUGAGCGCCUCGGUAACUGGGCGGUCACGUGUUGUUUUGCUCUUUAGUUGGGGCACUCGGUGCGCGAUGCGUUACUCACUGCCACGCUCCCGCCGGCGCAGGCAGCACCAGCGGCAGCGGCAGCGCGGCGAGCUGGGAAGCGCUCGCAGCGCCGGCACCAGCAGCAGCAGCAGCAGGAGCAGCGCUGCCGGCAGCUCAGCCGGGGCAGCAGCAGCAAGAGCAGCAGGAGCCGGAGCCGCUGCCUCCUCCUCCUCGUCCUCCUCCUCCUAGCGCGGUGUCCCCGCCGAGGGCGCCCGUCCCGGCCCGGCGCAGGCAGGCAGCCGCCUGGGGGCCGGGGAUGGCGAGCCCCGCCGUGCUGGGUCCUUCGGGCUCGCCGCCCGGCCCCAACCUGAACAACAACAACAACAACAACCAGGGCGUGAGGAAGUGCGGCUACCUGCGCAAGCAGAAGCACGGCCACAAGCGCUUCUUCGUGCUGCGGGGGCCGGGCGGCGGGGAGGAGGCGGGGGGCGCCCGGCUGGAGUACUACGAGAGCGAGAAGAAAUGGAGGAACAAGUCCGGGGCGCCCAAGCGGGUGAUCGCCCUGGACUCGUGCCUCAACAUCAACAAGCGCGCCGACGCCAAGCACAAGUACCUGAUCGCCCUCUACACCAAGGACGAGUACUUCGCCGUGGCGGCCGAGAACGAGCAGGAGCAGGAGGGCUGGUACCGGGCGCUCACCGACCUGCUGAGCGAGGGCAAGGCGGCCGGGCAGGGCUCGCCGCGCCGCCACCUCCCGUCGCCCUUCGCCGCCUCCUGCAGCGCCGCCGCCGCCGCCGCCUCCUCCUCGCUGGCGGCCGGCGGCGAGGAGCUGGGCUACGGGCUGGUGGCGCCGGCCGCCGCCGCCUACCGGGAGGUCUGGCAGGUGACGCUGAAGCCCAAGGGCUUGGGGCAGAGCAAGAACCUGACGGGCGUGCACCGGCUGUGCCUGUCGGCCCGCACCAUCGGCUUCGUGCGGCUCAACUGCGAGCUGCCGGCGGUCACGCUGCAGCUGAUGAACAUCCGGCGCUGCGGCCACUCGGACAGCUUCUUCUUCAUCGAGGUGGGGCGCUCGGCCGCCACCGGGCCCGGCGAGCUGUGGAUGCAGGCGGACGACUCGGUGGUGGCGCAGAACAUCCACGAGACCAUCCUGGAGGCCAUGAAGGCGCUGAAGGAGCUGUCCGAGUUCCGGCCCCGCAGCAAGAGCCAGUCCUCCUCCUCCUCCUCCUCCGGCGGGGCGGGCGGCGGCGGCGGCUGCGCCCCGUCCUCGGCCACCCACCCCAUCACCGUGCCCGGCCGCCGCCACCACCACCACCCCCACCACCCCCACCACCACCUGGUCAACCUGCCCCCCAGCCAGACCGGGCUGCUGCGCCGCUCCCGCACCGACAGCCUGGCCGCCGGCCCCAAGUGCACGCCCUGCCGGGUGCGGACGGCCAGCGAGGGCGACGGCUGCCGGGUGGGCUCCGCCGCCGGCAGCCCCAUGAGCCCCGGCCCCGUGCGGACCCCGCUGAGCCGCUCGCACACGCUGAGCGGUGCCGGUGCCGGAGGGGCAGCGGGAGCAGCGCGGCCGGCGGGGAAGCUGCUGCCGGUGCUGGGCGGCGGCGGGCUGCAGGGCAGCCGCUCCAUGUCCAUGCCCGCCUCGCACUCGCCGCCCUCGGCCGCCAGCCCGCUCAGCCUGUCGGCCAGCAGCGGGCUGGGCUCGGAGCCGCCGCACCCGCACCAGCCGCAGCGCCCGUCCAGCGGCAGCGCCUCGGUGUCCGGCUCGCCCAGCGACGCCGGCUUCAUGUCCUUCGACGAGUACGGCUCCAGCCCCGGCGGCGACCUGCGGCCCUUCUCCUCCUCCUCCACCGCCAGCAACCGCAGCAACACGCCCGAGUCGGUGGCCGACACCCCCCCGGCGCGGGACCCCGCUGCCGCCGGCGGGGGCACCGAGCUGUACGGCUACAUGGCGAUGGAGAGACCCCCCAGCGGCCGCCUCUGCUACCGGCCCUGCCCCGACCCGGCGGCCGACCGGGGGCACCGCAAGCGGACAUACUCGCUGACCACCCCGUGCCGGCAGAGGCCCCCCCCGCCGCAGCUCUCCUCCGCCUCCCUGGACGAGUACACGCUGAUGCGCGCCUCCUUCGCCGGCAGCGCCGGCCGCCUCUUCCCCUCCUUCCCUGCCGCCGCCUCCCCCAAAGUGACCUACACCCCUUACCCCGAGGUCUACGGGGACAUCGAGAUCGGCUCGCACCGCAGCUCCGGCAGCAGCAGCACCAACCUGGGGCCGCCGGCAGGGGGGGGAGGAGGAGGAGGAGGAGGAGGAGGCGGUGGGGGGGAUGAUGAUGGCUACAUGCCCAUGACCCCCGGGGUGGCAGCAGCCCUGGGGCGGGGGAGCCGGGGAGGCGAUGACUACAUGCCCAUGAGCCCCACCAGCGUGUCCGCCCCCAAGCAGAUCCUACAGCCCCGGCCCGGGGUGGGCGGCGGGUCCCCCGGCAAUGGGAGCAGCUACAAGACCAGCUCGCCCGGGGAGAGCUCCCCUGAUGACAGCGGCUACAUGAGGAUGUGGUGUGGCUCCAAGCUGUCCGUGGAGAGCUCGGACGGGAGGCUGAGCAACGGCGACUACAUCAACAUGUCCCCUCGGGACCCCCACCACGGGCCCCAGGCUCCCUCCCUCACCCCCCCGGACUUCUUCUUCGCCCCUGCGGGGCAUGGGGCCGGCGAGCCCCCCAAGCCCGGCUGCUAUUCCUACAGCUCCUUACCCCGCUCCUACAAGAGUCAGGGCCUGGCUAAGGACAGCGACCAGUACGUCUUCAUGAACUCCCCGGGGAGGAUGAUCCCGGAGGAGGGGGUGUGCGGCACGGGUCCCUCCCCGGCUGUCCCCUUCGCCCCCUCCAGCCACACGGUGCCUUCGCCCCUGCGGCACAGCCGGACCGAGAGCUUCCUGAGCCAGCGGUGCCAGCGGGCGGUCCGGCCCAGCCGCCUCUCUUUGGAGACCUUGCGGACGAUGCUGCCCAGCAUGAACGAGCACCCCCUGCCUCCCGAGCCCAAGAGCCCCGGGGAAUACAUAAACAUCGACUUCGGGGAUGCCGCUGUCUAUUCUCCCCCCUCGCUGCCCGCCGACAGCCCAGCCUCCUCCCUGGGCUCGGGCACGGGGCAGAGGCGCUCCCCCCUCUCCGACUACAUGAACAUUGACUUCGGGUCGCAGUCGCCCUCCCAGUCGGGCACGGUCUCGGUGGGCUCCUUGGAAGCGCUCUCACCAGGCUCUUCCUCCAGCACCAGUCAGCCUGAUGGGCGCUACCUGAAAGCGGCUGUGGGGGUGACUUGUUUGUCCAGCCCGUCCGACGGCGGGGAUUACACCGAGAUGACCUUUGGCAUGGCCACCACCCCGCCCCAACCCAUCGCUCAGAAGCCAGAAAGUGCCCGGGUCACCAGCCCCACGGCUGGGGUGAAGAGGCUCACCCUCUCCGGGGUGGAGGCUUUCAUUCUUGCCAGCCCGCCCCCAGACCCCAACCGCGGGGCCAAGGUCAUUCGGGCCGACCCCCAGGGGCGCAGGAGGCACAGCUCGGAAACUUUCUCCUCCACCACCACUGUGACCCCCGUGUCCCCUUCCUUUGCACACAACCCCAAAAGGCACAACUCGGCCUCGGUGGAGAACGUGUCCCUCAGGAAAAGCGAAGGCCUGGAGGAGGAGCAGGGCAGCAGCCCCAUGUGCCGGGAGACCUCAGCCGGCUUCCAGAACGGCCUCAACUACAUCGCCAUCGACGUGGUGGACGGGACCCUGGCAAACUGUGACAAAGCCAGGUCGAAAGCCAGGCACGUCCUGAAAGGAGGUAUCAACGGAGUGGAGACGAGCGCCUAUGCCAGCAUAGACUUUCUGUCUCACAACCUGAAAGAAGCAAGUGCUGUGAAAGGAAGUACAGGAAGAUGGAAAAGAUGAGAGAUCCACCGUUGGCAGAGCGAGCUUUGAACCUAAUUAAGACGAGAGGAUUGUUGAAUGAAAUGGCAAAGUUUUAAAGGAUGAACGCUUACUCUGAAUGACUCGAAGGGUUGGGUGCAGAGUGUUCCUUGUCAGUUGCUUUUAUUUUUGCUGGAGACAUUUUUGGGAUUCGCGUGUCUUGACCUAAAGCGUUGUGGAUGCUGCAAUUACUGGUGGCGUUGCCAUCUAAAAGGCCAGCUUUGGGACCGCAGCCCAGGACACUGGCAAACGACCGUGCACGUUUCUUUGCAAAAAAAAAAAAAAACAAAACUAAUUUUUCACAGAAACAAGGGGUUUGUCUUGAGCCACCUAUGGCUACGACUGCAAGCCAGGGGGUGCUGGGAAGGAGAGAUUUCCACAACAGUCUCCAAACUGCUGACCCCAAGGCAGAGGGGGAGCAGGGGGAGGGGAGCGGGAGCCAGUGACAGAGAAAACCUGGCGUGGAUGGCGGCGUUUCCAUCACCCAGGCGGAAAGCAGGAGUAGAGCAGCCGAUCAGCCAGAUAAGCUGGGGGAAUUGACUGCUGUCCUUCUGACAAAGUAAACAAAAGGGUAAUGCAAUAAACACAGCCACGUUAAUUUGGUACACGGUGUACAGAGGAGAGGGUUUAAUUGUAUAUUUAUCCACGGGUGGUUAUAGACUUACUUUAAUAUGUAAUCUGCAUGUGUAUUUAUUUCCCCCGUUUCCUUUAAGCUUAUAAAUGUCGACCGCAUCCAGAAGCGUUCUGGGUAAACUCGUCGAGGUUUAAUCUCCACGUAGGAGGCAAAGCUCUCCUUCCCAUCCUUCUGUUUCCCUGAAAAAUGUGUCCGCCUACUGCGCAUCGGUGCAGUCUCGCUCUGCUCGGGGAUUGCUGUAGCCAAUAUCAGGCCAGGGCGGUAAGAAAAAACUUGCACAAGCAUCCCUCAGCAGCGUUCUGGGUUAUAUGUCAAACGCAGGGUUUCAUGCCAGUUGUGUUUGUGGCAGACUGACUGGGAGAGUCAUAGCAUGGGAAAGUAGGAAUAUAUCACAGAGAAUCUUAGGAGUGUAUGUAGGAUCGACUUGUGCAAAUUUCUGAGUUUCUCUUUUGUUUUUUGUUAGGAUUACACACUGAAGUUUGUUUACAGAGCUGCUUCUGCCACUGUUAAAAAGAUGACUUAGUGUUGUGCCAGUGUAUUUAAAUAUCAAAAGUUGUGGCUUGGGAGAUUAUUAAGACUUUCAUAUUCUGCAGAGAAAUACAUAGACAAUUUAAAGAAAACCAUAUUUGUGCAUAAGGAAGAGUAAACUUACUUUAACACAGAAGUAAUUCUGGUAGAUUUGGGAGAAUCUGAUUUAGUAAAGUAAUGGUUUGUACAAGAGAUUGCUUAUAUUGUAUAUAGUCAGCAUUGUUUACUUAGCUCUUUGCACUUUUUUCAGAUGUUGUUUUUGAAUAUAUUAUCAAAGGGGGAAGCCUUACUUCUUCAAAACUAAAGAGGGAGUUUUCUAGGGAGUUUUUUUAAAAACAAUGGAGGAUCCAUAUAUGUUUAGUAGUUGGAACAGGGGAACAGUUCAGAUACAGGAUAGAUGAACAAUCUCGUAAUUCAGAGUAAAAUACAUUUAAAAAAAAAAAAAAGAUGGAAAAAAAAAUAAAUCUGAAUGCUUCCUAAAGGUCUGCAGCAAUUAACAUGUUUUCAUGUGGAUAAAAAUUUGAAUGGGAAUUAUCUGUACCAUUUGGAAGUGAUUGGUUUUCACGUGUAGCUUGUCUCCUCUGCCAGUACCUGACCUCUGCUGUAGCAGUGCUGCGCUUCUGGGAUUCUCUCCUGUCAUGACAAGAGCAAGCUCCUGCCACCACAAUAGCAGUGAAAACAGAAAAAUCAAAAGGUUGCUUGAAAUUAUCAGCUCAUUUAGUUUCACUGUACUCUGAAAGUGUGCAAAUGCUUAAGAAUCUGGGAAAACGCUUGCCUUCGUCCAACAUGUAAAUAAAAUAAUACUGUUACCAGUCAGUUAAAACUCUUGUUACAUGCUGAUAAUUAGCUAGCCUUUGUUCUUAUAUGAUGAUUGCUUUUUUUGCUUUAAAAAAGUAUGAACUGUGUAUGGUUUUUGUUAUUUAUGGAGACGUUUACAGUUAUUUUCACAUAUAGUGUAAAUUAUUUAUUCCACUGUAUUUAUGACAGAUCACACCCAACGAUGAGAUGAGUUUUUAUGGUGGAUCUUAGCUCCACUGAAGUCAAGUGGGAGCUUUGUCUCAAUUUCGGUGGGGUCAAGAUUUUACCCUUUGUGUGUAAUCCUGGAAUUCCUAAGUGAAAUUCCCAUUAAAUUCAGUGGGUGUGUAAUAGGGAAUUUUGCUUGAGUGAAAACACCAUACUUGGGUGUGUUAUCUUCAAUUGUGUUUUCUAUUAACAAAAUGCUCUGUAACUUUUAAAUGCUUCUAGUAGUUGGUCUAAUUUUCCAAAACUGAACAGAUACUAUGUAUAAUGAUGCAAAAAAACAGAGGGUGGUUUCCUCCUCUGUUAGUUUCCUUUGUCUUGAUUUAUUUAAAGUAGUCAUCAGCUGUAAUGCAUCUACUUAAGAUCGUAAUAAGGUGAUUUUUGAUAAUAAUGAACCUCCCCCUUGUCAAUUAGCUCUUACUUUUGUGAGGGUUUUAUGAUUGCGCCUAAACAAUAAAAAGCCUAUCUUAAGAAAUCUCUUCCUGUGUCUUUCUAAUGGCAUUUCAGAUUAUUUAAUACAUAACCCUUGUUUCCUUUUUCUUUUUAGAUUACUUUGCACAAUGAAUUAUUAAGAUCUUUUCCCUUCUACUGUGCCAAAUGCCAUAAAGUUUUGGUUCUCAGAGCGGCAUGAGAAUGUUUAAUUGUCUCGUUUCCAGAACUUGCAUUCGUUUCUAAAUGACUCCUUAAAAGAAUUGAAAGAACUAUGUGCUGUGUUAGAAAUCUGUACAUGUUUUAAAAUCUUCUUUGAAUAAAGUAGUUGUAAGUGUAGUAUUUUCUCUUACUGACAACUUCCUUGAGAACAUUGUAAUUAACACCCGAAAGAACUGAACUACUCUUAAUAGCUUACGUAGUUGGAUUUCACCUCUUGAACUAAGAAUUAAAAGUCUGAGGUUGUCUCUUGCUGCCUCUAUGAAUGCACUUCUUGUCUCUAAAAUUGCAUUUUACAGGUGACCACACCAAAAUGGUUAGGUCUGAACCAAGCAGAGCCAUUCAUUGAACAAAAUGUAAACUGAGUUUAUCUGAGAUGAAAUGAAGCCUUUGAUAUUUUAAAUGAUGUUGAUUAUACGGACGUCAGCUUUUUACAAGCAGACAGAAUAUUAAAACUUGUAACACGUUUUAGACUUCUAUUUUGCUUUAUACUCUAAAUUAUGUUUAGCUAUACUGUUCAUAUAAAGAAUGUCAUGGUUGCUUUGAGUCAUUUAAGAUAAAUUGUUAUAGACAGAGUUGAAUAGUGGGUUUGUUCUAAAAUGAACCGGUACAGUCAUUGCUCAAGGCAGAGGAAAUGCUUAGGUUGAUGAUUGCUUCUGAUUACUUGAUUUCUUUCAAGAUAGCUACAGAGACUAACGUUCACUUGUGAGUAAAAUGGAUGAAGGAAUGUUUGAACAGAGGGAGCAUUAGGACAUGUUUUAUAUGGUGGUGUUUGGUUCUUUUUUUGUUUUGUUUUUGUAAUAAGGGGAGAAUAACAUGGGUUUCUUUACACUCACUUUACUAUUAGUUUUAAAUAGUGUUAAUUAUACCGGGAUGCUGAAGUGGUGUAAAAGUUUAAACACAGCAAGCAUCCACAGAAAAUUGUGCUAUCCUCAGUGUAUGUAGUGUAACUUUCCUCCCUAUUCAUCAGGUCAGUGGCAGCAUAGAUACAUUCAGGUACUUUCUGGUUAUAUCAGAUUUUCUUUAAAGCACCGAGAAAGCAUCAAUAAUAUGCUUCUUUUUGAAGUACUGAACAUAUAAAUAAAUGGCUGUAUCUUUUUUUUUCCCCAGUUUGUUGAGGUGUUGUAUGAACUACAGUGGUUGUCCACUUGUUCUCUUUGUGUGUAGGUGUCAAAGUGCGUGUAGUAACAGAAUCACGUGAGCAGCCUAUUUGAUGAACUGCGAUGUGCGAUUCUUUGGGUUUCACAACUCUGUUGUUUUGUUGUUGCUUAGAGUGUUUGCUUAGAAGUGAGCUGUGUGUGCAUGGAAAUCAGUAGCAUCCAUUCACUUUUACAAGAUGGUGCACUGACCCCAGAGUUCAGUCGUGUUUUGCUUGUGUGCGCAUUGUCUGGUACGCAGUUAUUUUUAAAGUUUUUGUGUGUAUGUAUGUAGGGGGUCAAGAGUGGCAGCCUCGAAGAGCCAAGUUCAGCUGAGUAGUUCCUUGCUGCCAACUGCUGAAAAGACUGUUUUUCCUCCUGGAGCCUGUCCAAAGGGCAACUUUUGUUGUUUUUUUUGCUUUCACACUGGUAUUUGUCUCUGCUGCCUGACCGUGUGCAUCUCCCAGUAGUGCUCUAGGCACUCGCUACAAUCAGCAGGAGUAAACAGAGCCACCAAGGCUCCUCCCACCUACUUUAAAUUCCUACUAGAAAGCAGCAUGAAUUUUCCCCUCAGCUUGACUGCAUCUCUGUCAGCUCUGGAAGAAACCUGGAUGACUGGUAUAGGUGCUACGUGCAGUUUGCACACUCAUGUACUCAGGAUGAGUCCCUUAGUUGCAGGGCUGUAUUUGUAUUUGGGGCUUAGGCAUUGAUAGCAUGACUGAAAACUUGGAAAAAGCAACAUAAGGAUUACUUGCACCUUUAUGGAGGAUAACUUAAAAAAUACACUUCAUUGAGUGUAGGGUGCUAAUAGAAUAACCUCUGAGGAGAACGGGAGAAGGCACACCACUGUGCUGGACACGAAGCAGUAAUGCUCCUAAAGUCAUUACCGUGACUCCUCCGGUAAGUGCCUCUGCCUCUGUCUGGAGAAGUGCUGCUGCCUGGCCCCGGCAAUGCAAAACGGACCACCAGCACCAGUCAAAGCAAAACCAGCAGAAUUUAGAAUAAAUAGCUUGGUCUAAUCGUGAGGGAUCCAGUUGGAAAUCAAUUUAAAAAGACCAAAGACAAUGCUCCAACUUGUUAUCUCUCCAUUUUUUCUUAUUUUCAAACUUCCGUUUUUUUUCAAAACAAAUUAUCACUUUUUUAUCAGCUAUGGCAGCCUGAAAUUCUGUAUAGGUGUAUCAAAAAUACUAAAAAACAAACAAACAAAAAAACACACAGUUUUUGCACACAGUGAAGGAUGUGAAGAAGCACAUCAGAAGCUGAAAGCAGGGGAGUAAUUUCUAAAAUAUGUGUUUCUGGUACUAGGUUUGUUUGUUCCCUGUCAAAUCCAGAUUUGUGUGUCUCAGCUGAUGUAAAAAAUAGUUUAGAGUGCAUUAUUUCAGUAAACCAAUCAAAAAAUAGUCAAGAAAAAAAAAAA